CAGAUAAGGGAGGGGAUGGAGCUGAGCGGGGUGGACAUUGGGCCUUUGGGUGGAGGAGAGGGCCGAACCCCUUCAAGCAUUUCGAAGGAAACGCUCAAAUGCUGUCAUUUACACACUGUUUCAGUGGUCUGGCCAGUGGUUCUCAUGGCAGAGCGAGCGCUGGAAGAGGAUGUGGCACAGGAGAGGAGAGAGAUGGGAAGAAAGAGUGUGCGGACACAGAGAUGGACACAACCAUGCAUGAAACAGGGAACGCAUCGAGAGCCAAAGAACUGGGUAAGGUCUGGACCGAUAACUCCAUCCAGGGCAUGUAAGACCCAAAACUCUCCUGAGAAUGCAGCGAGAGAGAGGAGUCGUGUUCGGAACCUUAGACAAGCCUUCCACAGCCUGCAGGCUGCUUUACCCUCCGUCCCUCCCGAUACAAAACUCUCCAAGCUGGACGUCCUGGUACUGGCCACCAACUAUAUCGCCCACCUGACCGAAACCCUGGACCAGGGUGGGAUGUUGGGUGACCAUACAGUCCUGCAAAGAGCAGAGUACCUGCAUCCUGUGAAGAAAUGGCCCAUGCGUUCUCUUCUGUACUGUGGGAACAUAGGAGAGCGACUGACAGGAGCACAGAUCAGUCGGGAGGCAUCUUGUCUGCCUGAGGUGAAAGCAGACUAAUGGACUGAGAAGACAUUUCAGAUACUCAGUAAUAGUUGGAUAACACUGAUGCAUGUUAGAAAUUGAUCUGAGCACUUUUUUUGUAAAUAUGAUUCCUUGUUUAGUUAUGUCUUGAACAUACAAAUACUAGAUAUUUCCACAUAAUUUUUCAUUUAUUUUGAUGAAACACUAGUAUAUAAUUGUGUUUAUAUACCAUUCCACAUUUAUACUGUAGUCGGUUAUGAGAGAAAAUAUUGGCUGUGGUUAUAGACAUCAUGACACAGAGACAGUCAAUAGAAUAUUAAUCUGUGGUUUUUAACCAUGCGAGUCAAAAACACAGAGCAUUCACUUUUUUAAAUAUAUUGUCACAUAAAGUUGUCUAUUCAUUUGCAUUCCAUAAAUUCUGUAAUUAAAGCUGCAUUCCGUAACUUUUUUGUGUUCAAAAUUGUGUGUUCUUCGGCAAGACGCACACAGUUCUGUUUAUUGACCGCUAGAGCGCAAAAAGUUACGGACUGCAGCUUUUUUUUUUUUUUUUUUUUUUUUUUGGUAAUUAAUGUUACUAUUUAAAAAUGGUUUAGUAAAAAGAAAGGAUGGUAUUUCAAGUGAACAUGCAUGUAAAAAAAACCUAACUUUUUUUUAAAUGACAUAUAUUAAAAUAUGUUGAAUUUUUGACCUACUUGAAUACAUUCUAGAAUAGAUACCUUUUAAUCUAGAAUAUUUGUUUAUGUUCUUACCCAUUUAGAGAAUAACUAAAUUAACAGGUCACUUUAUCUCUACUGGCCGAAUCUUGAGUAUUUGGGUUUAAUGUGCUUGUUUUGUACUUGAUAGUAAUAAAAUGAAUGUCUUGAUUAGUGGGAAGGGAGGAUUAUCAUAAGGAACACUUGGCAACCACACAUGAGUGGAGAACCCCCAUGUCCUCUCAAUCAUGGGUAGCUUAGCAGAUCCACACUAAAAACACAGCUUUUCUUAUUUAUUUAACUGCACAAAUCCCAUAUCAUUACAAAUUAUAAGAGGCAGUAAAAAACUAAUAUUUCCCCUGCCAAAAGUGACAGUGUUCUUUACAGUAUUUGCUUGGAACUGUGCUGCCAUAUUUUGCAUUGUUUAAUUAACUUUCAACCAAACACACGUCUGUGAGAUUUAUAUGACUCUAUGAUGUACUUUUGCAGUUUUUUUGCUUUGUUUUUCUGAUGAGCAUGACAAUUUGUGAUAUAGUCUAAAUUCUUGCAAUGCACACUUCU
Messenger RNA from Carassius carassius (crucian carp), 1877 nucleotides. RefSeq names its product transcription factor 24-like. Lineage: Eukaryota; Metazoa; Chordata; Actinopteri; Cypriniformes; Cyprinidae. Gene Ontology annotation, biological process: regulation of transcription by RNA polymerase II; developmental process. The transcript is spliced from 3 exons. The record is from RefSeq and is a predicted model, not a curated record. Bases 16 to 660 code for a protein of 214 amino acids. Gene Ontology annotation, molecular function: protein dimerization activity; DNA-binding transcription factor activity, RNA polymerase II-specific; RNA polymerase II transcription regulatory region sequence-specific DNA binding.